AGCUUUGUGACGUCAGGCGGCCGGCGGGCGGCGUCACGCGCGGGGCUGACCCGGCGCGGGGCGGGGGCCGGGCCGGGCCGCGGAGCAUGGAGCCGCGGGCCGGCUGCCGGCUGCCCGCGCGGGUGGAGCAGGUCGUCAACGGCGCGCUGCUGGUCACCGUGAGCUGCGGCCCGCGCAGCUUCGCCGGGAUCCUGCUGGACUGCACCAAAAAGUCCGGCCUCUUCGGCCUGCCCCCGUCGGCUCCGCUGCCCCAGGCCCAGGACCCCCCCGUCCACGGCUGCCCCGGCCCGGCCCCCGCGGCGGGGGACGCAGAGGCGAUGCCGCUGGGGACGGGCGGCCCGCCACCCCCCGGCGGGGCCCGGCCCCCCGAGACCGCCGGCCCGGAGCCGCCGCCGGCCCUCGUGCCGCCGCUGCCCGCCGGCAGCCUGCCCCCGUUCCCGCCCUACUUCGAGGGCGCCCCCUUCCCUCCCCCGCUCUGGCUGAGGGACACCUACAGGCAGUGGGUGCCGCAGCCGCCCCCGCGGGGCAUCAAGAGGACCCGGAGGCGCCUGUCCCGCAACCGCGACCCCGGCCACCCGGCCCUGAGCCCCAUCCGCCUGCGGCCACGCCAGGUGCUCUGUGAGAAGUGCAAGAGCACCGUGAGCCCCCCGGAGGCCGGCCCCGGCCCCCCGGCCGCCCCCCGGCCGCGCAGGGAGCCCCGCAAGCCCGAGGACCCUGACGGCGGAGGCGACGCGGCCGUGGCGAAGAGGAGCAGGCGGGAGAGGCGGGAGGCGGCGCGGGUCCCGCGGAGCCCGGUCAUCAAGAUCUGCUACAGCACGCCCCAGGGCACCGGCGAGGUGGUGGAGAUCCCCUCCCGCGUGCACGGCUCCCUGGAGCCCUUCUGCCCCCCAGAGGCCCCGCCCGGGGGAGGCCCGGACCCCGAGGCGCCCAGGGACAGGCCACCCGGCGGGGGGCCCGCCUCCAUCCCAAAGCUGAAGCUGACGCGGCCCCCCCCCGCCGGCGCCGCCCCGCCGCCCCCCAAGAUCCGCCUGAAGCCGCGCCGCCUGGAGGCCGGCGAGCGGGAGCCGCUGUACAGGGCCGAGCUGGUGGAGGGGCUCGAGGGCUGUGGGCGCGGCCCCCGGGCCGGCUCGCCCGCGCCCCUGGCCGACGGCGCUGCCCGCGGUGGGCUGGCGGACUCGUCUUCCGGGAGCUCCGGCGAGGACGAUGACUGCAAGGGGCGUCCCCGGGGUGAGCACGAGCCCGGCGGCCUGGCUUUUCUCGCUGCCUGUCCCCGGAGGACUGGCUGUGCCAGCGCGUCCGCGUGGAGCAGCGACAGCCUAGACGAGUCCAAAUCCUCCAGCUCAGAAGUGACGUCACCAGACACGUGUGACCUCUCGUCCGGCGACGGCGCCUCGGUGCCGUCCUCGUCCAAGGAUGCGCGGCCAACUGUGCCGCCCCUGACGGUCAGGCUGCACACACAGAGCGUCUCCAAGUGCGUUACCGAAGACGGAAGGACCGUGGCCGUAGGGGACAUCGUGUGGGGGGUGCUGUGGGAGAGAUCCCCUGACUGUGACGGGUCCCGGAGGCCGGAAGGAUGUGCCAGAGGACGGAGGCUGAAACCAGGACGGGGGGUCAGUCAGAGGGCCACAGGGGGCGGGGGGUAGAGGCCCAGGGGCCGGGCUGGGGCGCUGGGCGCUCCCGGACCUCAGGGACCGCUGUGCCCUUUGCUGGUCGCAGAGGGGGUGCUCUAGUUGCCAGGUCUCGGCUGGGAGGCAUCUUGGGGUCCAGCCUCAGAAGAGCGUUGGGCUGGGUGGUGGAUUUGUGGGAUGAUGAGGUCGUGGCAGGGGUGGGGCAGUGUAGGAAGGGGCCCCACGGAAUGGCCGCUCGAGGGGGAAGCUCAGAGCAGUGGAGAGGCGGACAGCGGUGGCCAGAGGUGUGAGGCCCGUGGGAGCCCAGGAGGGAGGGCUGGACAGAGAGUGGGCAGCACGGUGGACUGAGGACCCGGGGGGAGGCAGUGGGCACGCAGGGACGGGGUGGGGGCCUCGCCCACCCUGCAGGCCCCCCCAGGGAGAAGCAGGCGGUGAUGGAGCGGUUACUGGGUGCGUGGCCUCGGGGAGCACACCCCAAGGGCCCAGGUGGUGCGGGGACGGGUGCCCAGGUGUCCUGGGAGCCCCGACAGCAGCUUCUGUGCUGCCCUGGAGCCCAGGGAUGGAGUGAGAGCACAGAACGCCACCCCAUGUGCCAGCCUCCCAGCCCAGCGGGAAGUUCACAGGCUCCGUGUGAGCUGGGAGGGCCCCGGCCCCUUCCCUUCCCUCCCGAGCGGCCGGGCUGCUGGCCUGCAGGGAGCUUUCGGGGCUCUCUCAGCAGAGCUGCCCUUGCCAUGCCUCCCUGGGCAGCUUCUAGUGCUGGGUUUUCCGUUUCACUGAGUGGAGGGCACCCAGGGGGUGAGCCUCGUCCCCUGUGCGCGUGCAGUGGCCUCUGUCACAGAUGACCUGACACCAGGCAGCUGGAAGCAACAGAAAUCUCUUCUCACAGUUCUGGAGGCCAGAAGCCUGAAGUCAAGGUGCCGGCGGGGCUGAGCGCCCUCUGGGGCUCCAGGGAGGGUGCUCCCUGCCUCCCCCAGCCCUGGGGGCUCGGGCGCUCCUGGGCCUGUGGCCUCGUGCCACGGGGCCUCUGGCUGUGCGGACUCUCCCCGCCGCGCCCCCGGCAGGGAUGCUGUAAGGCAUCUGUGGGCCGCCGGCUUCGGCCAGCCCUCAGCCCCUCCCACCUGCCACCCCUGCCCCACGGAGGGGACGUCCCAGGUUCCAGGGUGGGGCCCCGUCGCCCGCUCAACAGCCCCGUGGGUCCGUGCACCGCUCGCGACCCCGCCGGGCCGUGCCGGGCCGGGACGGGCAGCCGGCGGUGAAGGGGCCAGAGCCAGCGCUGAGGAAGGACCCCUGUUCCAGAAGGCCGGCCCGGCCGCACCGGGGCCCCUGUCCGCUCCAGGAGGUGACUCUCCCGGGAAACAGAGACCUCGGUGGCCAGGAAACUGCCCGGAAACCACGCGGCCUGGCUGCUGGCGUCCGCCGCCCCGCCCUCUGGUCACGGCCACGGCCACGGUCACGCGGGCGGCGGCGUCCAGACCCGCCUCCAGGGUGCCCCUCUGCUCCUGCGUGUCUUCCUUUCAGGACCGCGUCCGCGGCCGAGGGCCCCCAGCGGGCCUCUCUC
Molecule: messenger RNA, 3186 nt
Organism: Hippopotamus amphibius kiboko
Lineage: Eukaryota; Metazoa; Chordata; Mammalia; Artiodactyla; Hippopotamidae
Gene: PWWP2B
Product: PWWP domain containing 2B
Exons: 3
Coding region: 87-1643 (518 amino acids)
Cellular component (GO): nucleus; nucleoplasm
Source: RefSeq, a predicted model, not a curated record